UCCAUCUCCUGUGAGGAACUGGGAGUUUGACUGUGAAAUUCAGGAACCUUUUCUCACCUCAGUUUCCCUCAUUUGCUCCAGAGCCCACAGCCUGUUCCUCCUCAGUAAAGAUGCAGCAACUCACUUGUAAUUCCCCUCCAGAAAAGGACGAAGAAACGCCAGAGGGAGAGUGGCCCUCGAAUGUGGAAACUGAGCAUGAGCCAGAGAACAGCAACUCAGACUGUGUCCCCUGGAAGCUUCCAGCGCUGAGUUCUCCUAGCUUCGUGGGGAAAGCAGAACCAUCCUGCCCAGAAAUGCAGCCACAACCCAUGGAGGCCUCUCCUCAGCUCUCCUCGAGGAGCCUGUCAAAACAGCACGGUGAGAGCCAGGGGAAUCUUCUCCAGUUUGACCGGCAAGCCCUGGGCCGCAUUUCUACCUCUCCCACUUUGAGGAGGUUGAGGGGCAGUGGCUGGGGGACCCUGGGCUCACUGCUGCAGCGAGAUGCCUUAGACACACGCACCUGGGGAAGCCGCAGGGAGCCUGCAGACUCCCCAGACUACCUUUCUAAGAGUCUACCUGGAAAUCCAAAGGAUUCUCCACACCUAACGUCAACCCUGAAGCCCAGCCCAAGGUUGCUUUCUACCCCUGAGAGCACCCUCAGUACUGCUGACUCCAUCAAGCCCCAAGCCAAGCCCUCUGUGGGGCGUGCCCUGCCCAUGCUUCAGACCAUCAGUGAGCAGCCGCUUCUCCAGGCUUCUCUCGAGGAGCAAAAAGACCACUCACUGCUCAGCCUCACCCCACUGCACCCAAGUCCUCAGGGAGAAAAAAAGCAUCAAUCCAGGUUCUAUGAGCACAGGCGGAGUUCUGUGGUGCUGAACUUACCUGGACUCGAGGUGUUCCCUGGGGACCUUCUGGUGUCAGAUGGAGCUGCUGAUUACCUGUGCCACCCACUUCUGCUGCUGAAUUCAGAAUCCAAAAAACCAAGAUGGCCUUUCUCCAAAAGAGGAUUGCAGAGCAAAGACAAAAACAAGCACAUAUCCGAUCUGGAAAACUGCCUCUCCUCUGUGACGAUUACAGACUUCAGGGGCUAUGAGUUCUUCAGCUAUAAGGAUAAGACCUGGAAUGAAGUCAUGGAAACACAUCAGAAUCUUCCUAAUGAUCAAUUAGACCCGAGAAAGCAGCAAGAGGCAGUGUGGGAAUUAUUCACGAGUGAAUGUACUUACUUCUUGGACCACUUAUUAGUCCUUAAGAUGAUCUUUAUGAAUACACUAAAAUAUCUGCAAAUUCAUGAAUAUCUCCUGGAUGUGAAUUUAUGGAGACUUUUUGCAAACCUGGAGGAGUUAACUCAGACAAGCCUGGGUUUUGUGAAUGGUCUUUUUGGCGUCAUGAAGGACUAUCUAGAUGCUGCUGAGACUUCACCAUCAGUGGAUUUCAUUUCUGUGCUCACAAAGUAUUUCCGAGGCAGCCUCUGUCAGAGCCACCAGACCUACUGCCUGAAUUACUCCGCUGCCAUCUUUUAUCUUGAGAGCCUGCGGCAGAGAGAUGACUUCGGAAUUUAUUUAAAGUGGUGUGAGCAAAAUGAACAAUGCAGACGGCUGCACCUGCCUGAGCUACUAGUCGCUCCACUGCACAGGCUGACUCGAUAUCCCUUGUUGCUGAAGAACAUCUGGAAGAGAAGUACAGACCCUACUGAGAAAAUCAUGAUCUACUCCAUCAAAGAAAAAGUGGAAAAGUCAAUCCGGGAUCUUGAAGGAAAAGUGAAGUGGCUUGACAAUUACCAAAAAUUUAGACAACUGCAGGAGAUCAUAGUGUGGCCCCCACUUUGGGAUAGAGAUAAAAGAUUUUUCAUUCCCGAGUGUCUGAAACACAUUUUUAAAGAACACAUGGCAGAAAACAUCUUGUCACCAACCAACAGACACCUUAUCUAUGAAGGAAAAUUAACUCUGGCAGAAAGCACGAGACUCCUGGAUGUUUAUCUCUUUCUCUUUGAUGAUUUCCUCUUAGUUACGAAAACCAAGCGCAACAAAAAGAAACUUGGAGGCUUGGAUACUGGUUUAAUGUGUCCUUCACUUACUCCUGAAUUGCAAACAGUUAUAAAAGAGGGUGGCUCGUGUACAGUACUUGAUCAGCCCAUUCCACUAGACAGAUUGGUGGUCAAAAGUAUUGAUCCACUCCACAUGUCAGUCUUUGGGCUGAGAAAUGCUUUUCUUAUACAACAUGAAAACAGAUACCGACAGUGUAUUGCAGCAUUCUUAUUACAAGCCCAAACGGAAAACAUCAAAAAAACGUGGAUGGCACAAAUAACAGCAGCAAUCUCUUCCUUUACCAAGAGUCAGGAAACCAAGAAAAUAUCUCCGUACACGCUGCCUUCAGAAUCCUCUGAAAUUUAAGGAAUGAAACAAGUGACACACCUUUUUAGAGAGUAGGGCUUAAGUUAUUCUUUCAUUCAAGCUUCUGUUAACACUCACCUAGUGAUGAACUAGAAGGAAAUGUGCAUUUUAAAGGAGUUGCAGAAUUUGAGAAUUUGAGCAAAGAAAGUCCUCGGUAUAGAGGAAUAAUGACUGCAACAAAUUUGAACUUUGAGGAAUUUCUUGACAAAUAUCUAUAGUCAGUCCUCCAUAUUCAUGGGUUCUGCAUCCAUGAAUUCAACAAACCCUGGAUGGAAAAAUAAUAAAUUGCAUCUGUACUGAAUGUGUACAGUCUACAGCCAUACCACCCUGAACGUGCCCAAUCUCAUCUGAACAUGUACAGACCGUUUUCCUUGUUAUAUUUCCUAAACAACACAGUAAAACAACCAUUUACAUAGCAUUCACAUUGUAUUAGGUAUAAUAAAAGUCAUCUAGAGAGGAUUUAAAGUAUCCUAAGGAUGUACAUAGGCUAUAUACAAACCCUAAUCCUCUCUUACUUUCUCAAAUUCCAUACACUACAAUUUCAGUAUCCAGUGAGUUCUGGAAACAAACUGCCUAUAUAUAUUGAAGGAUGACUGCACUGAUAAGCAGACCUCCUUCUAAUAUUUCAGUUAGGGUUGUAUGAGUUACAAGUGAAGAAUGGUGCUAAAUCAAUUUGUAAAGGGUCAUUGGUCAUAUAAAUGAGCAUCUAAAGGAAAGUAAAGUCUAUUACUUGUGUCCAGUAUGAAUUCUAGCAUCCUACUUUGUGUGUAUCUGAAAAAAUAAUGAAACCAAUUUUCCUACAUGGCUUGUCAAUCAGUCUUACUGCUUUACAGUCCUACCUCAAAUGCAACGGUAAUUCUUUUGAUAAAAUGUUUGAUUGUUCUAUUAAUAUACUACACAAUAAAUAAGGUCUCCAUUUUAACAGCAGUUUUUAAAUUCCCACUCUCCAACAGUUGACUUAUCUCAGGUAUACUUUAUAAUGCUAUAACUUGUAAGCAGAAAUCUCCAAGGACUAAAUCUAUUUUAUUUAAGAAAAAAAAAAAAACAAAUACUUGUUCCACGCUCAUCAGUUAAUACUUUUACUGGAAUAUUUUCAAAGAAAUAGUAAGAUAUCUUUCUGUUAACUUCAGUUUUCAAAGACUGAUGGUGUUUGUCAUAAUAAUACUUUCUGGUUUUGAGUGUGUAUGUGCAUAUGUGUGUGUGUGUGUGUACGCGCACAAUAUAAUCACUUAAUUUUAUUUGGCAGGAAUUAAAACUUCAUUAGUAUUUUCAUCAAGAGAGACAGCUUGAUGUAUUGUAUCAUCAUGGCAGGAGGUGUUAUUUUAACUGCAUUUAAAGAACUAUUUCUUAAGGUCAGGUGUUUAAUCAAUGGAAGUCUACACACUUCAGUUUCAGGCAUGGUACCUUUGGCAAUGGUACCUUUGGAAGUAAUAAAUUUAAUCAUAAUUGGCUGUAAGACAACUGACACCUAAGACAAUUGAAACCUAACUGAUUUCUUAAAGCUAAAGAAGAGGAUAGAAAGAGUGACAUUUAGGGAAGUUACUUGGACAGUUAAUUUCUUGAGGAAGACAUGAAGUUCAUGUGAAAACAAAGUAGUAGACACAAGUGCAGCACAAAGACUGUGUGGGGCAAGACAUUACCAGAAUGGAGAAUCAUAAUUUCUAUUCAGUAAUGUCAGGUAUUAGGAGUAAGAGAAAAUAAAAGGAAAAUUUGGAAAACUGUAACUAUUGCUAAUAGAUUACAGUAAAUGAAGUAGGGUAGCCAAAGAAAGGGAGAAAGGACUGUAAGCAAUAAUGUUCAGUGGAAGACAGUAUAGAUUUAUGAAAAAAAAGAUUUACAAAGAAAUUUCUGGUUAAAAUAAGUAUUUUUAGAAAAAAAUUAGGUCUCUUGUAGGGACUUUUAGCUGCAAACGAACCUAGGAGGAGAGCAAUAGACUGGAACUAUGUGAUCCCUCCAACUUCUUUAGUCCAAGUCUAGUAACUACAUAAUUAUGUAAUUUUAAAGAACUAAUUUUCUCCAUUUGAAUCUUCUUAAAGGGAGAGAGUUACUAAAUUAACAUAAAGGAUGAAGAGCAGCUCAAGACUUCUAUAAACUGAAACUCUACAAACCUCAAAAUAACAGACCUAAUAUACAAUAUAUUACAUGCUCAAAAGCAUGCAUAUUAGUUCUUCUAGGGAAAGCACAUUAGAAUGAAAGUAGGGGAGGGGCAUUCUGGAAUCUAGAUUUCCCCUGGAAAAAAAAAGGUACAUUGAGCCUUCAAAAAAAAAAAAAAAAAACCAAAUAUCUUUAAAUACUCACCUGGAUAUUAAGCUUGGAUACACAAUGAAAUGAGGCAUAAUUUUUUGAUAUUUCUUUUGAGUUUUCUUAAUCUCCAUAAAAUUAAAUGGUAUGUAAAGGGAAUCACUCAGACAAAAUGACAUUAGUAAAUUUUUUCGUGAUAAGUAACUUAAUUAUUAUUCUAAGUUGAAUAACAUCAAAA
Molecule: messenger RNA, 4848 nt
Organism: Oryctolagus cuniculus (rabbit)
Lineage: Eukaryota; Metazoa; Chordata; Mammalia; Lagomorpha; Leporidae
Gene: PLEKHG7
Product: pleckstrin homology and RhoGEF domain containing G7
Biological process (GO): Rho protein signal transduction
Molecular function (GO): guanyl-nucleotide exchange factor activity
Source: RefSeq, a predicted model, not a curated record